AUGGAGAAGGUUUGUGAAUUCUGCACGGCCCUGAGGCCACUUGUUUACUGUAAGGCUGAUGCAGCAUAUCUUUGUCUAUCCUGUGAUGCCAAGGUGCAUUUGGCAAAUGCUUUGUCUGGCCGGCACCUCCGGAACCUUGUGUGUAAUUCAUGUGGACACCAUGUUGCUUAUGUUUUAUGUUUGGACCACAAAAUGUUAAUCUGUCGAGACUGUGAUCAAAAGUUGCACAAUGUUUCUUUACCACAUCAGAAACGAGCUAUCAGAAGUUUCAUCGGUUGCCCUUCUGCUAAAGACUUUGCCUCACUCUGGGGAUUUGAAUUGAAUGAGAUUGAAAACAGUGCCAGUCAGGAUCAGUUUGAUUCAGUUUCAUGUGUUUCUGCCGAUUUGAAUGUUGCACAAGUCUCAGGAAAGCCUAAUAUUCAAACUGGGGUCCCUUCACUGCUAUCUGGGGCCAAACUUGAUGAUGGAUCGACCAGUCAACAAGGUCAGAUAUUGUACAAUCAUCAAGAGCGUCAAACUAUUGUGCAGCAGAUUAUUGAUCUAAAAUGGCUUCAACAAAACGAGGAGAUGGAUUAUUCUGCGAAGAUCAAUAAGCCAAAAGAAAAAAAAUUAUCUCCUUCAGUAUAUCACACUCUUAAGAAAUUGGACGAAAAGUUCAAUGGGCAAGCACAAAAUUCCCAGGAUCUUGCAACUAAUGUUCUGGAAAAAGACUGUCCUAUUGUGGAGCUGAAUACUGAGACUUUACCUUCUACUUUUUCUCAACUUGAUAAUUUAUCUUCGUCAUCAACUAUCGAUCUUCCAUUGCAUGGAGAAUUGUUCUGGGCAUGCAAAAGUCCACUUCGAAGUAAUCAGUUGUGGUCCCAAAAUAUCCAAGACCUCGGGAUAUGUGAAGAACUUGUCUGUCUAGAUGAUUUUAACAUCCCUGAUGUUGACUUAACUUUCCAAAACUUUGAUGAACUAUUUGGUGGAGAUCAAGAUCCAAUUAGAAUACUCUUUGAUGAUCAAGAUGUAUCCUGCUCUUCUUUGGAGAAGGAUAAGUCAGUCGACAAGUCAGAUAUUGACAAUCCAAGUGCAAUGGAGGUUGCAAAGGAUUCUUUAGCAGCUGCAUCCGUUACUAUCUCCCAAUCUGAUCAUGAGAACAAGGAUAUGAAUCCUCUCAGCCCGUACUGUCCAAAAAGCAUGGAUCCUACGCGUGCAAUUCAACCAUUUGAUUCAACUAUUCCACUAUCUGUUUUGAGAUUCAGUCCGCAAAGCAGUAUCACUGGCCAUGAGGACAGUGCCCUUUCUCCCUACAGUGAAGGGAAGGCUUAUUCAGGCAUUAGAAGCAAUUUGGACUUCUAUCCAGGAAACCUGGAGCUAAAAUCUAGGGACUUGUUUUGGUUUCUCUUGAUAGUUAAGUUGAGUCAACCCCUUUGGAUUUUUCUUGACAUUUGA
Molecule: messenger RNA, 1434 nt
Organism: Sphenostylis stenocarpa
Lineage: Eukaryota; Viridiplantae; Streptophyta; Magnoliopsida; Fabales; Fabaceae
Source: the annotation of a GenBank genome assembly